Molecule: messenger RNA, 2173 nt
Organism: Colossoma macropomum (tambaqui)
Lineage: Eukaryota; Metazoa; Chordata; Actinopteri; Characiformes; Serrasalmidae
Gene: znf277
Product: zinc finger protein 277
Exons: 12
Coding region: 45-1367 (440 amino acids)
Source: RefSeq, a predicted model, not a curated record
GUCGGUGCGCGGUUGAGUACGUCACGUGACUCGGUUACUCGGAGAUGGCUGCCAUGAAGGAGAGCGCAGAGUUAGCAGGUGGGCAGGAUUGUAUUUUGGAGCCGUUGUGCUUUCCUGAGCAGCUGAGUGGUAGCGUUAGCCUAGCCUCCUGUGUUGAUGGCUGUCUGGUGAGCUGUGUGCUUUGCUCGCACUCGGCUCCUCUCUCUGAUAAGGACCAGCUCCUCAAGCAUCUGGUGCUGGACCACAAACUGGUCAUCGCUGACAUCAAACUCAUCGCUGAUUUCCCAAAGUACAUGCUAUAUUGGAAGAAAAGGUUUACAGAGCAACCCAUCACAGACUUCUGCAGUGUCAUCAAGACCAACUCUGAGGGACCUGCUGAGCUGCAGGAGAACUACUUCCUCCUGUGUGACGUUCUGCCUGAGGACCGCAUCCUUCGAGAGCAGCUACAGCAGAAACGACUGGAGGAGGUUCUUGAACAGCAGCAGAAGGAAAGAGAUGACACUAGUUUUCAACGUAGCUGCAUGUUCUGUAAUGAGGAAUUUACCGGAAACAGGUCAGUGCUGCUCAAUCAUAUGGCCAGAGAGCACUCUUUCAGCAUCGGCCUGCCUGACAACAUUGUCUACUGCACUGAGUUCCUCGAUGCGCUGGAGAGGAAGCUGGACAACAUGCAGUGUCUCUACUGUGAGAAAACAUUUCGAGACAAGACAACCUUGAAAGAUCACAUGCGGAAAAAGCAACACAGAAGGAUAAACGCCAACAACCACGACUAUGAUCGCUUCUAUGUCAUCAAUUACUUGGAGCUGGGAAAGACCUGGGAGGAAGUGCUGUCUGAGGAUGACCGAGAGCUGCUGGAGGACAAUGAUGAUGAUUGGUCAGACUGGCAGGCUCACCCGGUGUGUGCUGUGUGUCUGUUUUGCGAGCAGCAAGAGGAAACUAUGGAGAAGAUCUGCACACACAUGCAGGAUGCUCACGAAUUUGACCUCCACAAAUUAAAAACAGAGCUCAAUCUAAAAUUUUACCAGCAAGUCAAACUAGUGAACUACGUCCGCCGUGAGCUCCACCAGUGCCGUUGCUACGGAUGCCAGAAAAAGUUGGAAACCAAAGAGGAAGUGGUUCAGCACAUGAUGGAGGAGGGUCAUAUGAUGCAGAUUCCAGAUAUAUCACACUGGGACCAACCACAGUACUAUUUCCCUACAUAUGAGAAUGAUGCCCUCCUAACAGCCCUGUCGGACAGUGAGGGCGAGUCUGAAGGAGCUGACCACAGCUCUGAUGUCCCUGUGUUUCCUGAGGACAUCUCUAACCUGAAAGCCAUAAAGCAGAACAGUGUGCUGAGCAAGCUCCUCAAGGACCGAGGCAGCUCCAGCUGAAGCCACCGAGCCACGUUCACACAGACUUUUCAGAGUGCAGGUCGCUCAUUUGCAAUGGAAAGUGCUCUCUCUGAUGCUUAUUGGAGCCUGUUGCACAACUGCACUAUGAUUCAUUUAUACAGAGCCUCUAUUGAUGUUGCUGUAAACUGAAAAUAAGGGAGUGUUAUUCAUGCUCAUGUUAGCUGGUAUCUUGCUUGCUAAGUGCCACUUUUGGCAAGCAAGUGCAAAAAGCUACAUUAACGAAACAUCAGAAUUGAUGACAAAAACUGUUGCACAAGAACUGUUGUGCUCUCUGAAGAUCACCUACGUCCAUGUCCAUGUUCCAAAAGGAGUUGCUAACUUUUCAUGUGAUUCAAAUUGAAAAACCUCAAAAUAAUAGAAAAGGGCUUUCUACUUUAUUUUUUCUUUUCUAUAUUGAUUUUUAUUACAGUGACAUUCAAUACAAAAAUAUUAUGUUCAUUUUUCCUCCAAUUUUCACCUCCUCCUGAGAUGCGCAUGGCACCGUGAAUGACCUACCUGUUCGGCUCUCAAAGCUCUCUCAGUAUAUUUAUGUUAAAAAUGCAAUCGUGGAAUUGAAUUGGGAGUGUAAUUAAACCUUAUGUCACAGAUAUUUGAAUUAGGUUAUAAAAUCUGUCUUACUAUAAACAUUGUUAUUUUGGAUGCACAACUUUUGAGAGAAAUGGGUAAAUAUUACUGAAAUACACAGCCACCCCCCUGAUAUAUGAUUUUCCUUAUUUCAAAUUAAAGUGAAUUCUACCGAUAUUUUCUGCAUAAUUAAAUGGUACAAAUAUAAGCAAAGUCAUUCA